CAGAGAGUGAUCACCUACGCCAUGUGGAGAAAGAUGUACUUAUUCCCAAAAUGGUGAGGGAGAAGGCCAAGGAACUUUGUUCAGACAGCGUGCAAGCCUUCACAAAGUGUUGCAAGGAAAGUGGCCUUCUCAUGGUCAUAAAAUGCAGAGAAGAAAAUGCAGCACUUAAGGAAUGUCUGACUGGCCACUAUAAAGAUCCUACAUUGCUUGAAGAAUGCAAACAGGAAUAUUUGAUGGAAAGGGAAGAAUUUCGACGUACUGGCAUUGCUUCUAAGAAAAGACAACAGAAAGUGCCUAGUAGCAUGUAGCUAAAGAAGGGAAUCACCACUUCAAUGCAGAAUGAAAAGCAAUGUGGAGUCAUUUCAAGAAUUGACAGAUACAUACACACAAUCUGUUAAUCAUGAUGCAAAGAGUGAUUCAUAAUGUCUGGAAUAUAUAUCUUUGUGUACAAUAUAUAAUUGAACCUAUUGAAUUUACUGGAUACUGAUGUGUUUUCAGAUUUUGUUGAGUGCUGCCAAAUUUCCGCAGUUCUGAUGAACAUCUUGCAUUUGUUCUGCUUUUUUGUGGGUGCUCUCAGCAAGAUUGUGAUCAUGUGAGUUGCAUUCGUCCUUCGGGGAACAGCAGAUUUGUGUCUGCAAAUGCUGCAAAACAUUAUUCAGAACUAAAUACAUUACACUGAACUAUGAUGGUGGCUGUAAAUGAUUGUACUUUUUAUUAAAUUUGUUUAUCUAUU
Molecule: messenger RNA, 733 nt
Organism: Callorhinchus milii (elephant shark)
Lineage: Eukaryota; Metazoa; Chordata; Chondrichthyes; Chimaeriformes; Callorhinchidae
Gene: cmc1
Product: C-x(9)-C motif containing 1
Cellular component (GO): mitochondrion
Source: RefSeq, marked provisional